Messenger RNA from Carassius gibelio (silver crucian carp), 9020 nucleotides. RefSeq names its product thrombospondin type-1 domain-containing protein 7A-like. Gene Ontology annotation, cellular component: plasma membrane. The coding region runs from base 438 to 5468 and encodes 1676 amino acids. The record is from RefSeq and is a predicted model, not a curated record. The transcript has 30 exons. NCBI's taxonomy places the organism in Eukaryota, Metazoa, Chordata, Actinopteri, Cypriniformes, Cyprinidae. Gene Ontology annotation, biological process: actin cytoskeleton organization.
AGCGACAGCACUCCCCUCAUAUCUUGUCUUCUUUAGCGUCACAGGAGCAUGGCGAAGGAGCGUCCUUGUGCCCUACGCUGGAGCUCGAGCUGAGAGAGAGAGAGAGAGAGAGAGAGAGAGAGAGAGAGAGAGAGAGAGAGAGAGAGAGAGGGAGGGGAGAUGCAGCGUCAGUCAGCUGCAGUAGGCAGAGGACAGCGGCAGCAGUAGCAGCAGUGGCUGCCGUUCUCUAUUGUUCAGCCAGAACGUUCUUCUUUCCUUUCCAGCCAACCAGAGGAGCAGAAGCCCAGGAGGUCCGCUACAUGCGCCUUUUCUUCGGGGAACACUAACUGAAGAGGCACACAAACACUUUCAGUCUGUACGACUGAACUUCUUUCUCUGCUCUCGUUGGGGUUUCUCUUCCUCCUGACCGAGUGGAUUUUACGCAACUCAGGGGAGCCAUGGGACUUGGGGUUAGGGGUGCAAGGACAGCGUUCCUGUGUUUAUGGAGGUUAUUUUUACUACUCAGUGGAAUCUGGACCGCUUACACCCAAACGUCAGAAGAUGGGAAGUCGCUGUACUUCUGGGAGACAGGUCCGUGGGGCAGAUGUAUGGGCAGCGAGUGCGGUCCAGGAGGCAGUCAGAGUCGGGCGGUGUGGUGCGCUCAUGUGGAAGGCUGGACCACCCUUCACACCAACUGCCUUCAGUCCACACGGCCGGCCAACCAACAGAGCUGCUUCCGUGUCUGCGACUGGCACAGGGAUCUGUAUGACUGGCGGUUGGGCAGGUGGAACCAGUGUGUUCCCAUAUCGCUGCGCACCGGCCGCACGGGCGUUUGCCUGCAAGGCGAAGAGGGCAUCCAGACGCGGGAGGUGAACUGUGUGCUCAAGGCGGACAGCUCGGCUGCGGACCACGCCAUCUGUGAGUACUUUGAGCCCAAACCCCGACAGGAACAAGCCUGUUUAAUUCCUUGCCCUCAAGACUGUGUGGUGACUGAGUUCACCCCGUGGACCACGUGCUCCAAGACCUGCGGGCUGGGUCUGCAGAACCGCGUCCGCUCCGUCGUGGCACCGCCGCUGUUCGGCGGGCUUCCUUGCCCCAAUCUGACGGAGUUCCAGACGUGCGUGCCGAGGGCCUGCGAGGGCAGAGAGACGGUGUUCAGUCUGAAAGUGGGUGGAUGGAGCGAGUGCAAGCUGCCUUCUUUAAUUUCACCUCCGGCCUCCUCGGCUGCCCCCUCGCGCACCGCCCGCCAAGCCCGCCGGCGGAAAGGCAAAGAGAGGAAAGGGAACCGUGACCCGGAGAUGCGCGAGCUCAUCAAGAGCAAAAGGAACCGCAACAGGUUGAAUCGACUAGAGGACGACCUCUGGAAUAUGGAAAUAGGCUACCAGUCUCGGCAAGUGGUGUGUGUGCAUCGAAACGGAAGCACGGUGUCACUCAGUCAGUGUCCCCACUGGAGUCUGCCGGAGACGUACCUGUCCUGCCUGAUGCCCAAAGACUGUUUGGUCAGUGAAUGGAGCCUGUGGGGCUCCUGCUCUAAGACCUGCUUGGACCCCAGUGUUCCUCAGGGCUCCCGCUCCCGCAGCAGACAGCUGAUGCGACUUCCUACCGGAGGAGGGUCCGAGUGUCCCCAGCUGGAGGAGAGCCAGGCCUGUGAACCUGAAGGGGACGGGGUUCCACCCUGCGCUGCUUAUGCCUGGCGGAGCACUGAAUGGAGCGAGUGUCGUGUUGACGCGCUGCUCAGCCAGCAGGACCGGCGGCGAGGGAAUCAGACGGGUUUGUGUGGCGGAGGUGUUCAGAGCAGAGAAGUGUACUGCGCCCAAGCCAACGCAGAACUGCUCAGCUACAUCAAUAACAACAAAGACAAACAAGAAGGUCAGUCAUCCAACGGCCAGAUGCCUAGUGUCCCUCCCCUCCUGUCUAUCAGCUAUGAGAUCUCAGCAUCACGACCCAUAGACAUUCGGCUCUGCAAGGGAACGACUCCGAGUACCACGCAGCUGUGUCACAUCCCGUGCCCUGUGGAGUGUGAAGUGUCCCCGUGGGGUGCCUGGGGGCCCUGCACCUUUGAGAAUUGCGAUGAACGGGUGGUGAAGAAAGGUUUCAAGUUCAGACGACGCACAAUCACUAAUUACCCCACGGGUGGCGAGGGAAACUGUCCUCAUCUGGUGGAGGCCAUCCCGUGUGAUGAUCCCAGCUGUUUUAGCUGGCAGCUGGUCAAACUAGAGGAGUGUAUCCCAGAGGAAGACAUGGACUGUGGAGAGGGAACACAGACUCCACAGGUCCGCUGCAUCAACAGCCAAGGUACCGAGGUGGAGAAGGAGAUGUGUGUGGAUGAGGACUACUCUUCUUCUGUGCCCUGUGUGGUUCCCUGCCCUAAAGACUGCGCUCUCAGCCUCUGGACCGAAUGGUCCACCUGCUCCCAGACCUGCUCCAGUAAAACCGCAGAAGGCAAGCAGAUGAGAACCCGAGCCAUACUGGCUUACAAUGCAGGAGAAGGAGGUUCCAGCUGUCCGAACACCAGCGCCCUGCAGGAGGUGCGGAACUGUAAUGAGCAUCCCUGCAUCGUGUAUCACUGGCAGACGGGCACCUGGGGACAGUGCGUGGAGGACACCACCAUAUCCACCCUCAAUACCUCCUCCAGCGCAGACAGGUCCACCUGCACCAUGGGCGUGCAAACGCGCAAGGUCAUCUGCGUAAAAGUCAACGUCGGACAGGUGCCGCCAAAAAAAUGUCCUGAAGCCCCUCGGCCGGAGUCAGUGAGACCCUGUCUGCUGCCCUGCAAGAGAGACUGUAUCAUCACACCCUUCAGUGAUUGGACAGAGUGCCCCACUUCCUGUGAAGCAGGUGUGAAUGGGCAGAAGAAUAAACAGUUUCGCUAUCGAGUGAUCAUCCAGAUGCCAGCUAAUGGAGGUCAGGAGUGUCCAGACGUUCUUUAUGAAGAGAAAGACUGUGCGACUCCAUCUGUGUGUCCGGGAUACAGGUGGAAAACACACAAGUGGCGUAAAUGUCAGCUGGUCCCAUGGAGCAUCCGCAGAGACAGUAAAGGAGCUCAGGAGAACUGUGGAGCUGGAGUCCAAACUAGAGCUAUCUCGUGUAGGCAGCUGGAUGGUACGGUGGCUGAUGUGGUUCAGUGUCUGAAGUUUACCAGCAGCAUGCCGGUUAUGAGCCAGCCCUGCCAGUUACCUUGCCGAGACGACUGCCAGCUCACCAACUGGUCCAAGUUCUCUCCUUGCACCUCGGACUGCGUAGGGGUCCGUACACGGAGGAGAGCUCUCGUGGGAAAAAGCAAGAAGAAGGACAAGUGUAAGAACAGCCAGAUGUACCCGCUGAGCGAGACCCAGUACUGCCCCUGUGACAAAUACAACGCUCAGCCGGUGGGAAACUGGUCUGACUGCAUCCUGCCCGAGGGCCGCGUGGAGAACGCCGCAGGCAUGAAGGUGCAGGGGGAUGUGAAGGAGUGCGGACAGGGCUACCGAUACCAGGCCAUGGUGUGCUACGACCAGGACAACAGGCUCGUGGAGACUUCACGCUGUAACAGUCACGGGUAUAUCGAGGAGGCCUGCAUCGUCCCCUGUCCGUCUGAUUGUAAACUCAGCGAAUGGUCCAACUGGUCACGAUGCAGUAAAUCCUGUGGCAGCGGGGUCAAAGUUCGCUCAAAAUGGCUCAGAGAAAAGCCUUACAAUGGAGGAAGACCCUGCCCAAAACUGGACCACCUUAACCAGGCACAGGUGUAUGAGGUGGUCCCGUGCGUCAGUGACUGCAGUCAGUAUGUCUGGGUAGCUGAACCCUGGAGCGUGUGGAAGGUCAGUAACGUGGAUCUGAAGGAGAACUGUGGCGAGGGCGUUCAGACCAGAAGAGUCAGGUGUAUGUUGAACACAGUGGACGGUCCCUCUGAUGCGGUGGAGGACUAUCUGUGUGAUCCAGAGGAGAUGCCGCAGGGCACGAGGGAGAGCCGUCUGCCCUGUCCCGAGGACUGUGUGCUGUCCGACUGGAGCCCCUGGACCCCAUGUGACCUGCCGUGUUCUGGAAGAGGAGAUCGAGAGAGGACGGCGUUUGCACUGCGUCUGCCUAAAGAGGGAGAGGACUGUCCAGUUAGCAUGCAGACCGAGCCCUGUCUCCUGAACCACAACUGCUUUCACUACAGCUACAACAUCACUGACUGGAGCACCUGCCAAUUAAGUGCCAGCGCUGUGUGUGGAAUCGGUCUCAAGACGAGGAUGCUGGACUGCGUUAGAAGUGACGGCAAAUCUGUUGACCUCAAAUACUGCGAGGAGCUGCGCUUAGAGAAGAAAUGGCAGAUGAAUGCUUCCUGUACAGUGGAGUGUCCAGUCAACUGCCAGCUCUCUGAUUGGUCAGCAUGGUCCGACUGCUCACAGACCUGUGGUCUUGAAGGGAAGAUGUAUCGCAGACGGACGGUGGUUGAGGCGUCUCAGGGGGACGGCAGGCCGUGUCCGUCUCAGAUGGAGCAGUGGAAGCCGUGUCCUGUGAGACCCUGCUACAGAUGGCAGUACGGCCCGUGGUCCGAGUGCCGUGUCGAGGAGGUGGUGUGUGGGGUGGGCCUGCGUUUCCGGAACCUGUCGUGCUUUGUAUCAGACGGCUCUGUCGAUGGGAAGAGCAGCACUGUAGAGGAAGAGCUCUGUGCUGGACUGGAGCAGGCCGUCGAUGGAGAUAAGAAUAUUGUUCUGGAGGAGACCUGCACCUUACCCUGCCCUGGUGACUGUUACCUGAUGGAGUGGUCCGACUGGAGCCCGUGUCAGAGUGUGUGUGUGAAGGGCCAGCGUCUGGACUUCACUCCGGUGCAGGUCCGUUCACGUGCCGUCAUCGCUCAGGAGCCGGAGAACAUCGCUCAGUGUCCCGAUCUGGAGUGGCAGACCCGGCCCUGCAGCAAUGGGGAGUGUUAUGAGUACCAGUGGAUGGGCAAUCCUCAGCUGAUCUGGUGUCAGCGCUCGGAUGGAAUAAACGUCACAGGUGGAUGCCCUCCAGCGCUACUGCCAGGGACGGACCAGUCAUGUGAUCCACCUUGUGACAAACCACAGUCAUUUUGCUCAGAGGAGGGUGUAUGUAUGUGCGAGGAGGGCUAUACAGAGGUGCUGACGGCUGAGGGGAUGCUGGAGCAGUGUACACCCAUCCCUGUGCUCGAAAUCCCCACCGCAGGGGACAAAAAAUCUGAUGUGAAGACCAGCCGGGCGGUCAACCCCACCCUGCCCUCCACUGUACAGCCUGGACGUGUCGGGCGCACCUGGUACCUGCAACCCUUUGGAGCAGAUGGAAAGCUGAAGACGUGGGUGUAUGGCGUGGCGGCAGGUGUUUUUGUCCUCCUGGUAUUUAUAGUGUCAAUGAUUUACCUCGCAUGCAGUUACUGUGCCAUGCGGCGGUCUCUCGGGACGCCAGAUUCUGCCAACGGUACGGUGGUAUGGAUGGGCCAAGAUGCCCAUGAGCUGACCUACACCUGCCCUGAGUGCCAGCAGCCGGGUCAAGAGUCAAGAGCCAGUUAAAGGCUGGAGAAACAGGCUCCUGAUGUCCUAACAUCUCAGCCGCCUCUGCCUCGUGCCUCCUCCUCAGUCUGUGCCUUACGUUCUGAUGCUAAAUGCAUCAAGCUGCCCGGCAAAAAGCCAAAGAAACCUCAGCGAAGACAAAAUAAUAAUCGAUUGAAAUCCCUGACCCUGGCAUACGACGGAGAUGUGGACAUGUAGCCCUUCUCAGAAAACUAACAUCAUGAAAAAUAUCAGCAGCAAAUGGUUGAAUCUCAUGAAAACAUGUCCAGGUCACAUUAUACCCCUAAUUCGAAUUCGAAAAAUUAAGUAAUUAUGUUUUGCAUAAAUGAAACAAAGCCUAUUUUAUCACCUGUGUACAUUAUCAUAUUAUGGAAAUGACUUUAUUGCAUUAUUAAUGAAAAUUAAUCACUUUUUUCUUAAAUUCCUUUACUGAACAAUUUACUUUCAGUGUUUUUGUAAUUCUCAGUAUUGUCAAUGGUGAUUCUCUUUUUUUUAUAUACGUACAGUAUAUAUUUUUAUAUAUAUAUAAAUUAAAGACAAUAUAAUAAAAAGCAUGAUGUAUAAAUACUUAUUUAGUGAAAUAUAUUAAAAUCUGAGAGUUUUUGCGUUACAAUAAAUUACAAUAAAUUAAAUGUGCUUAAUUGUCAUUAAAAUAAAACAAUGCAAAUAGUGCUUAGGCUUGAUUUUUUGUUUAUGAAAAAUAUAAUUUCUUAACUUUUUGCCAUUUGAUUUUGGGGUGAAGUGACCCAUGCUUGAGAUACAACCAAAUACUCCUCCUCCAAAAAAAAAAAAAAAAAAUGCCUAACCAUCUCAAAUACUGGACCCUAAAUGCUUGAAUCCAACAUAGAGGAAGAAGAAACAUCCAAAAGCCGCAAGCAAAACCGUCAUACUUUAUUUUUACUUCAUGUUCUUGUUCUGGAAGAGCCUUUACACACAUCUUCACACGCUGUGAGAUCAUGCCUUUGUUUAUAUUCAGUUCCUUACAAGUAUUUGUUAAUUAUGCAACUGCGGUCUACCAUACGACGGGUCAGGACCUUAUCGGAACAACUUUCUUCCGACUUGUGCUUCCCAGCUGAGAGGAUUCAUUAUUUGGAAGGGGCUAUUGAACAGACAAUGCCAAAACAUACAACACACACAGUAGAGAACAUGUAAGGAAACUUGGGAUCUUCAGAUAUCAUGGACGACAUUUGCUCAAAGAAGAUGCAGCCUUUCUAUGGAAGGUGAAAACAAGACAAAUCAUAUUCUCCUGGAAGUCCCACUCUGAUUCCAGGUGUUAUUUUGCACUAUAUUAGUGCAGCAAGGAAAGCAUUCGCCAUUGAACCAUUGAUGUCUCAGAAGCAACGAUUUUUCAAGGCAAGCGAAUAUGAAUCUGGAGCACAUCAGUGAGACGGGAUAAAUGAAAAAGUGUACAAAAAUAAAUCUCAGAGUGGGACUCUUUAAAGACUUCAUGUCCUUUUUGUUUUCACUCAUUUGUGCAUUGUAUAGUUUCUAUGAUGUGUCUUUUCUGCUCAACAGACUAUAAAUAUGUAUUUUUUGUUAUAGCUUUCCAUUCAGACAUUUUUAUAAUAAUUGUUUGAUGUACAGUUGUCGAGGAAAAGUGGUUGUGACUUUUGAUUGGGGGGGUUAAUGCCCCAUUUUCAGUGUCUGGUAUGAUGUACGUGUCAAGACAAUGGGUCUCAUGGGAAGACUGAUAGUUUCUGCCUUAUUAUUGAUGAAAAAAGUUUUGUUACUAAUUGUUGCCAAUUCUCACAGGACAGUGUAUAUGCAAAAUACAAUGGCCCUACAAAGUAUUUGGACAUGCAAGAUAAACUUUAAUAUGUCCGGAGGUAACUGCAUUAGAUGGGGAGCUGGUUGCAUUUCUAAAUACCGGAAAUUAUUAAUGUUCACUUCCAUUUACGGUUUUCGCAUAUGCAUUUUCUACCAAUAGUGCGAAAUGCUAUACUAAACUUUACUGAUGGUGUUUUUUGCACGACCGACACUUGAGUGCAAGACAAAACGCUUCUUAUGAGCAGCUUCAUUUUAGUGAAUCAAAAUCAUUUGGCGCGUCCAGUGUAGUCAGAUUCCCCAACGAAUGACUCUUAUGAACCGGUUCUUUUUAGUGAAUCAAAAACAUAUGACGUAUCCAGUGUAGUUCAGUUCCUGAAUGAAUUACUCUUAUGAAUCAGCAUUUUAUACUGAAUCAGAAACAAAUAAUGCAACCAGUGCAGUCCGAUUCCGGAGCACCUGACUCGUAUGAACCAGUUCUUUUUAGUGAAGCAAAAAUGUGCAAUGUCUCCAGUGUAGUCCAUUUCCCAAACAAAUGAAUCUUAUUUUUUUAAUUCACUAAAAAGAACCAGAUCAUAAGAUUCAUUUGUUUGGGAAUUGGGCUACACUGGAUGUGAUUCACUAAAAAGAACUGGUUCAUAUGACACAUCAAGUGUUAACUAUUUCUGAACAAAUUACCUUUAUGAUCUCGUAUUUUACACUGAAUUAAAAACAUACAAUGUGUUCAGUUUAGUCUAAUUCCCGAACUAUACAUAACUCUUAUCAACUGGUAUUUUAUACUGCAUCAGAAAUAUACAACACGAACAAUGUGAGUCCGAUUCCUGAACGACUCUUUUGAACAGUUACUAUUUAAUAUAUCAGUAUCAUUAAUUAAGCAGCUUAUGUCUGUGUUAUUUAAAACUUGUGAAAGUAUUAUAUAAAACUUAAAUGAAUGAAAAGUGGUACUACUGUAUACACAAACACAGACACACACAAGUCAUCAAAAAUGCAAAUAUAUGUACUUUUGAUAUUGUUAUCUAAUGCAAAGUCCUCCAUGCAUAAAGUGUGGUUUAAGUGUUCAAAUACUUUCUGGGCUCAUUGUACAUGUGUAGUUGGAUCUGAUAUCAGAUAAUUAUAUAUGUAUAUAAUUGUGUAAUAUUAUGACAUCAUAAGUAUGAGCUGUCUCACGCAUUUGCAACAAACUUACAAAGCCAUCAAACAGUAAAUCGUUUUUUAUUAUUCAGCAGAUUAAGCAGUAUUCAAUUUAUAUAUCCAUAAAUUAUUUUCAAAUGAUCAUACAUUACAGAUACAUUGAAAAAGAAAGAAAAAGAAAAUAUAGUGUGUAUGUCAUGAAAUUUGAUUUAUUUUGAAUUUUUAAGACCUGUUAUAUAUAUAUAUUUAAAAAAACAGCGUGAAUAUGAUACUCCUAAGAUGUGAUAGUCUAUGAAUCCUGCUGAAAUCUUCCAUUCAGAUAGUAGUAAUAUAGAAGAUGCUUUUAAUCGGUCAAAUCUCCUCAUUUUCCCUUGAUUCAUUUACGCUGCUACAUUAGAGUCGUUUCACCCGGCCGUCCUGCUAGCAGCUGGUGAAAUUAAUGUUUACCUUUAGUUUUAUUUGUAAAUAACAAUGAGUAUUGAAUCAUAUUCAUUUCUUUUCUAUUGCACAGACAUGUUAAGUACAUUGCAAAGUGGUCUCGCUGAUCUUUGUUAAUUAUGGUCAUGUUGUAAAGUACCAAGAUCUUUUUUUGUACAGCUUGUUUUCUGAUGAACUACAGGUAAUAAACACUGGUGUAUUAAACAUGUAUGAAUGAUA